Molecule: messenger RNA, 2346 nt
Organism: Vanessa tameamea
Lineage: Eukaryota; Metazoa; Arthropoda; Insecta; Lepidoptera; Nymphalidae
Gene: Vps33B
Product: vacuolar protein sorting-associated protein 33B
Exons: 2
Coding region: 161-2092 (643 amino acids)
Biological process (GO): intracellular protein transport; vesicle-mediated transport
Cellular component (GO): vacuole; CORVET complex
Source: RefSeq, a predicted model, not a curated record
UGAGUAAACAUUUAGCAUAUAUUGAAUAUUUCAAAUAUUUUUACUAUAGCUAUUAAUAUCAGAGAAUAAUCUUAGAAUAUUAGCUAUAUUCUACAUGAAUGCAUUUCGUAAAACAAUGCUAUAAUUGAUGUACUUUAGGUGUUAUUAAAAAUACAAAAUAAUGGACCAGCCGCUUUCCUUAAAGUUGGCUUCGUUAAGUCAAAUUUCCCAACACAAAUUAGAAAAGAUUCUUGAUCAAUGUGGUGACAAGGCGGACUUAAUAAUUGACCCAUCUCUUAUAAAACCAUUGGAAAGAAUAUGUGGUGUUAGUUGGCUCAGGCAACAUGGAAUUGAAAAAAUAUACAAAAUGGAUCCUCAAUUGGGUACUACAGCCAACAUAAUUAGAGUUUAUUUAAUACCAGCUUCCAUAAAAAAGUACAAGUGUGUUUUAGAUCAGAUAUCAUCUGUUUUGAGCCAAAACCCAUCACUAGCAGAUGCCAAAUGUUUCAAUAUUAUAAUUGCACCAAAAGUUAUUUCCACAUUCGACUCAAUAUUAGAGAACAGAGGUCUCUAUGAUGUAGUAAAGUUGCAUUCAUUUUCAUGGGAAUUAAUGUACCUUGAUGAUCAGCUUCUAAGCUUAGAAUUGCCUUUUAUUUAUAAGCAAUUAUUUGUUGAACAGAACCAUUCUCUACUAUCAAGCAUUUCCAUGUCCUUGUGGAGUUUGUUUCAUGUCACUGGCCGACCUAAGUGUAUAUUAUCCUUAGGUAAAUUAUCAGCAAGUGUUUUAGAUAUACUGGAGGUAUAUAACGAGAGUUAUUCAAGAGAUUUCAUAAGUUCUGAGUCCUCACAAGAUAUUGGAGCCUUAAUUGUGAUGGAUAGGGAUCAAGACUAUGCUUCGAGCUUACUCACACCAGCUACAUAUAGUGGACUGUUGAGUGAGAUUUUUGAUAUUAGCUGUGGUCAUUUAGAAGUGAAUGGAAAUGAUACAAAGUUAAAGAGAGGAAAACUAAAUUUUACUACUACUGCAGGAAAUCCUGGAAAAAACACAGUCAUAACCUUAGAUAGUUCAUUAGAUAAUCUAUAUGGUGAAAUAAAGCACAGACAUUUCUCUGAAGUUUUAAGUGUGUUGAGCUCAAAAGCCAAGUUAUUAAAAAAUGAAGACAUUAAAGCAUUAGGCAUUAAGGAAAUGAAAGAAUUUGUUGCAACAAAAUUACAACAAGUAACACUUUUUAAACAGAAUCUAGUCAACCAUGUUUUAGUCAGUGAAACCAUUAUAUCAGAAAUGAAUAAUAAAUUCGAAAAUCUGACAUUUACCGAGAGUGAAAUGUUAAAUAACAGAAAUAAGAAGUCCAAUUUUACGUACAUUGAUGAGAAUUUUGGAACAGACAUUCACAUCUACAAUAGCUUGCGACUCAUGUGCUUACUCAGUUUGACCCAAGGAUUGUCUUAUGAAGAAUAUAAUACUCUUGUAAGCAAGUACUUGAUAGCAUUUGGUUACAGGUUUUUAUAUGUUUUUAAUAACUUGAUAACUGCUGGGUUGUUGGUACAGCCAUCCAGUCCGAAACUUUCUUUGUCUAAUUUAGGUAAUCUGAGUGAGAGACUACCGAGGUGGCAAAAUGAAUUUCAAACUGUAGCCAAUAAAUUAAAACAGUUACCAUCUAAAUCUGAUGAUGGAAAAUCACCAAGUUAUGUCUUUAAUGGUGGAUAUGUUCCAUUGGUAGCAGUUAUAUGCAAUGCCCUACUAACAUCAGAAGCUUUAGUAGACGUUUUGUCAAAGUUAUCAGCUCUUAGUGAUCUCAAAGUGGGCGGAACUGUAAUUGAAAAAUUGAAGGAUGGUAUGGAAACAUUGAAUGAAAAGUUGUCAAAUUUAAAUCUUCAAAAUGAUUUAGAAUUUGGAUGUAGAGAUGCUAAAUCAAUAUUAAAGACUUUGAAAGCUGAUAAGUUAGGUGGGUUUUCUCUAAAACCAAAAACAAUUUUGGUAUAUGUAAUUGGUGGGGUGACUUAUGCUGAAAUCGCUGCUUGUGAUGUUAUCCAGGCUAAUACAGGCAGUAGGAUUAUAAUAGCAAGUGAUUGCAUUGCAAGUGGUUGUGAUUUGAUGGCUGCCAACACUUAAUUAUUAAGACAGGUGUAAAGAAUCUCUAUAGCAUUUAACUUGCAGAGCAAGGAAAGUAUUAUACAAAUGAUAUUAGGUGUAUAAUACUUUUACAUUCUAAACCGAAAUUUACAAUUAUCUUGACAUUAUUUAAGAGUUAAAUAAUUCCAAAAUUAAUGUUAUAAAUUGGACAUGAGUCAGUUAUAUUGUUAAUAAAUAUUCCUACUUAAUUAUUUUAUUUAUGAUGCGUAGCCAUGCAACAAUAUGUAGUGAAU